UAACAUUUUAGAAAUGUCAUUUUGAAAUGAAUCUUGAAAUGUUUCAUGUGACCCAAACAAAACUACCUCAGUAUCAAGAAAAAUAAAACAAAAUUCAGUUUGUUUGAAACAAACCAAAUCUAUUUUGUUCACCCAUCGAACUGAAAAGUCAAUAGUUCAGAUGAGGAGUCCCAUUGAAUUUAAUGGGACUGUUUGGGCCAGUAAGUAUUGCUCUAGAUUGGGCCUGUGGUCUGUGAGGAGCUUUGGCAUCCUUUAGAAUAAAAGGUGCGGAAUGUGGUAGUUCUCAGUUGGGAUGGCUGUAGUCUUUAUUAUUAGUGUAUUGGUAUCAGGGGAACAAAAAUAUAUAAGAAGAGGAUCUUGCUACAUUAUCAGCCUGUCAAAUCUGGCUGUGUCCCUGAAGGGAAUAUGGAUGAAACAUUCAAUUGAGUUAAAUUUCUUUCAGUGAGGGGUUUUUGUUCUUGGGGUUUUUUGCUUGAUUAGCAGCCUAACAAAUGGAACUUGCUUUGUGUGCUGACUAGUUGUUUCUAAAAGCUUCCUUUCAUUGUGCUGUGGGUGAGAAAGUGUGUUAAAACCAUCACUAGAUGCACUUCCUCCCUGUGAGAGAGAUACUAGUAGAAACUCCUGUUAUCUCUUCUCUGGAAAUGGAUCCUGUACAGGGAGAACCACCUUGAUUUUUUUUCAUUAUUUUACCACUGGUUAUCCUAAGAUAAAGAUUUACCGUAAUGCACAAAUGGAAUGUUCCUUUUGGUUGAUCAUUACAGAGUCUUUCUGGCUGUCCCAAUUCUUUCAGAUGUUGGUAGGGAAUCACGUGUCUUUUGGCAAACAUUAUGGUUGAAAUUGUGCUAGCACCAUUAUGUUUAAUCUGCUUCCAUGUGGCUGUUUCCUUCCGGGUUUUAGGAUGGUUUGCAUGACUAGAAGAUACAUUAUAAUUAUUUCAUAUAGCUAUUCUAAAUGGUGCUAUGGGCAUAUAACAGAUGAAAGACAUAGAGUAUGUAACAUUGUACAUGUGCUUAUUUCAAAGAUCAAAAUACCCCUGUGGACACCAGUGUCGGGUACCAGCAGAAUACCUACCAAUCUUGGCUGGGACCUCUAAAUGCUACCUUAACACACAUACUAAAUAAUGUAUAACAAGUUGCCGAAGAACUGAUUUUAAAACAUUUUGGUUGUAACCUUAAAUAUAUAAAAUAAUUUUGGAUCCUGAUUUUUUUUUACAAAAGCUUUGCAAGCAGCUUUGUGAGUGAAACACAAAUGCCAUUUUCUUUUAUCUUCCAAAUAAGAAUUAUUUUAUUCUGCAGCAAAAAAAUGAAUGUGAAAGGGGGAAAUUAGACAAGCUCCAAGAGAAUUGACAAUGGAAUUUUUUGGCAGAUGUGGAUGUUCGUUGUGUCCUCUUUUCUCUGCAUAAUCUCCCUACACACACUUUUUUUUUUCCCUUUUGGUACCAAGGAUCUUCUGUUCUGUGGAUUAAAACCUGUUUCCCACUUUUUGUGCUGUAGUCAUGGCCCACCCAUGGUUGUAUUGGCUGUCUCACAUUGUGUCUGAUGUUGCUAAUUUUAGGAAUGAAUUAAACGUGACAAACAGAAAUUGCACACAUGGCAACAGGAUUCUUAAAAAAAGAAAUCAGCGUUCUAGGAUGUUACCUGACUUUGUGUUUAAUAGUGCAGAGAGUAAAAGUUUCAUGAGCAUAUAGUUGCUAUUUAUGUUCUUAUGAGAGCUAAAAAGAGGGAACCCCACUUUUUGCACCCAGUAGUAGGAUUGCCCUUGCUGUCUUUCAGUAUGCAGAAAUCUUUUUAAAACCACUUUAACCCUCUCUCUCACUGUAUCUUGUUCCUGGAUUCUGCUCUGAAACUUCAAGACUACCAAAAACUGUAACCUUGUGUGUUGUGUGUUGCUGCUGUAGAAAAGUCCCUGCAUGCACCAACCCUGAGAGAUUGUUUUCUAGCACUUUAAUGUAGUUUUGUGUUUUGGAGUUGGAGAGGAUGGUACUGAAAUGUAGUGCCUACUUUCAUGUCCAGAUACUAGCAGCCACCUAAGUUAUUUGUGGUACUUAUUUUAACCCAUACUCUCUUUUUCUGUAGAAGUUCCUUUAAUUGGAUGACACUGAUGUUAAUACAUAAGACUUCUGAUUGUGUUAUGCAAAUACUGUGAAACAAAAAAUGAACUGCCAGAUCCUAUUAAUUCAGUGAAGCUAUUAUUUCUCUUUUAGGUGAGGUUCUCUUUCUUUUAGCUUACCAGAACACAAAAAUAGACUAAGCUGCAGGGAGGAUACUAAUUACUAAGGCAAACCCUCAGGACGCUGAGGAAAUCUCCUUCAGCUCUUGUCCUAAUGACAGAAAAGAUCAUGUUGAUAUCUGACUAUGCAUCAUUCGGCUCGUGAUGCUGUUUAAUUAUGCUGUUGGUGGGGAGCCAUUCUUGCCGUUUUACAGACUUACAGGACUUCAUUAUUUCAUUAGGCUGAAGUAUCAUUUGAUUGCAGAUGUCUCUGGGAAAAACGCUGUUUGGGUGAAAUUUUCCUGUUCACACUUUCCGUGUCAAAACAUCUGGCUGGAGGAUAUGUCUGGAGCUGCGUCAAAAGAUGUGCUCUAGUAUUGUUUUAACAGUGGCUUGGCUAAUCUGGUCAGUGAUCGAUAUUUUUUAAUCAAAGGCUGUAGAUCAAAAUCUCUCAAUUUGGGCUUCUGAGCCACUGAACAUACCAGAAACAGAUUUAAUAUCUGCCAUUUUACUCCAUGUACACACAGCACUGUGCAGUUUAGAGUAAGAAAAGUGCAACAUACUUACUUACCCUUUUAACUCUCUCCAUAGUUUCUAAUACUUGGUUUAAAAACUCUCUCUCAUUUAUUUUUGUUCUUUUCCAAUGGGUGAUACAAGGCAGUGUAUUAAUUCUUCCUCUCACCCCAGUGUUUCUGAUGACAGAAAUUAACAUGACUCUCUAACCUCCUUAUAUGAGCAACAAUACCUUCCUUGAUGCUAGCAUAGCUUUCAGAAUAGUGUAUAUUAGCCAGUUGCUACUGCAGGUCUAACAGGAAUCUUUCACUUUCUCCUUUUCUUAUUGUGGGUUACCCGUGUUCUGGAAGAGAGAAAUCUUCAUGCUUCAGAGCUUAAGCCAACGUUUGUUGGGGGUUAGGAGGAAACUUUCCAUAGGGACAGAUUAUGCCCGCACUUCUAUGGCAGGGUUUCUUGCAUCUCCUCUGAAGCAGCUUUUACUGGUCCAUUGUGAUAAUUGGACCACAGUUCAUCUUCGUGGUAAGCUCCGCUGUAAAAAGUCACAAAAAUGGUCAAAACAGUCACCACUAGAACAGUUCGCCAGGUCCCCCUGGGGCCCGAUGGUCUGCCGGUAAUGGAUAGCUCCUCUCCCAUGGGCAGCUACACAGAUUCAAUAGACAGAAGAUACAUGAAGAAUGGUGAGCGUUACAUCACACCACAAGCUUCGUCCACGUUGACCAGAUCUUACAAUAGCUACGAUUCUUAUCCCGACGCCCACGACAGCCAGUAUCGCCCUUUUAUCAGCCACGAUGGCUAUGGAGACCUAGCUGACAAUUAUGGCAGCUUGUCCCGUGGCAUCAACUACCGUCCUCGCUAUGCCUACAUGCCAGGAAACAGUUACCGGCCAGAGGAUGGUAGUUUCACCUUGCCAAGCAGGAGGGAUAACUAUGGUCCCAUGGCCCAGCCCCAAGUGCCAACAGGCAGCAACGUUGACUUGAAUCGCUCCCAGCCAGAACGUUUCCAGCCAGAGCCUUAUGGGUUGGAGGACGAUAACCGGAGCCUCGGGGUAGAUGAUGAAGGGUAUGAACUGGACCCAGAUUACUCCACAGUGAACCGAAGGACAUCUGCAGGGGUGCCUGAGAGGGGGAGACCUCACAAAGGAAGGGGCUACGAUGACCCUGUUGAGUCAGAGAUGGUUGACGAGAGGAUCCCUUACCUUCACGGUGGCUACGCAGCACCAUUAGCACAGCCAGAGAGGGGGAGCAUGGCCAGCAUCGAACGCCUGGGCAAGCGUUCUCCCUCCAUUGACAGCAUCCGCAAAGACCCCAGGUGGCGGGACCCUGACCUCCCUGAAGUGAUUGCCAUGCUCAGUCACCCCAUCGAUCCAGUCAAGUCCAACGCGGCAGCAUACUUGCAGCACCUGUGCUAUGAGAACGAUAAAAUAAAAAAGGAUGUGAGGCAUCUGAAAGGGAUUCCCAUCUUGGUGGGUCUGCUAGAUCACCCAAAGCCAGAGGUCCAUCGCAAAGCUUGUGGGGCUCUCAGAAACAUCUCUUACGGGAAGGAUAAUGAGAACAAGGUGGCUAUAAAGAACUGCGAUGGGAUCCCGGCAUUGAUCAGGUUAUUGCGGAAGACAAACGACAUGGAAGUCAGAGAGCUCAUUACAGGCACUCUUUGGAACUUAUCAUCCUAUGAGCCCCUGAAGAUGGUGAUCAUUAACCAUGGCCUUCAGACACUGACAAACGAGGUGAUUAUCCCCCAUUCCGGAUGGGAGAGCGAGCCGAAUGAGGACUCUAAGCCUCGGGAUGCUGAAUGGACCACGGUCUUCAAGAACACAUCUGGCUGCUUGCGGAAUGUAAGUUCAGAUGGCGCAGAAGCUCGGAGAAGACUAAGAGAGUGUGAUGGCUUAGUGGAUGCUCUCCUUCAUGCUCUACAGUCUGCAGUCGGCAAGAAGGAUACAGAUAACAAGUCUGUGGAGAACUGUGUGUGCAUUAUGCGAAACCUUUCAUAUCACGUCCACAAAGAGGUCCCAGGAGCUGACAAGUACCAAGAGCUGGAUGCAAAUCAGCCUACCAGCACAGGAGGCUCUCAGAAGAAGAAGAAAGAUGACGCUGGCUGCUUUGGAGGGAAGAAAGCUAAAGAGGAGUGGUUCAAUCAAGGAAAGAAAAAUGGAGAUCUGGACAGGAACUUUGAUACACUUGAUUUGCCCAAGCGGUCCGAAGCAGCAAAAGGCUUUGAAUUGCUCUACCAGCCAGAGGUGGUCCGGCUCUACCUCUCAAUCCUCACUGAAAGCCAGAACUUCAACACUUUGGAAGCUGCAGCAGGGGCUUUGCAGAAUCUCAGUGCUGGAAACUGGACAUGGUCCACGUACAUCCGUGCAACAGUACGAAAGGAGAGAGGCUUACCAGUCCUCGUUGAGCUUCUUCAGUCUGACUCUGACAAGGUUGUGAGAGCUGUGUCAAUUGCACUGAGGAAUCUGUCUAUGGAUCGUCGCAAUAAGGAUCUCAUAGGUAGUUAUGCCAUGGGUGAACUGGUAAGAAAUUUGCCUAGCAGGCAGCAGAGAUCUGCUAAAAACCUGGAAGAGGAUACAGUGGUUGCAGUCUUGAAUACCAUCCAUGAAAUCAUUACUGACAGUUCAGAAAAUGCAAGGUCCCUGAUCCAGACACAGGGCAUUCAGAAGCUGGUAGCUAUCAGCAAGUCAAGCCAGUCCCCCCGGGAAACAAAGGCAGCAUCUCAUGUUCUUCAGAUGGUCUGGAGCUACAAAGAGCUACGAAAUGUCCUACAGAAGGAUGGAUGGAACAAAUCCCAUUUCCAGUCUGUUUCUGCAGCACCAAAGGGAUCCAAAGGUACUUCGGGCAAAUCUGGCUAUGAUGAUAGUACUCUGCCACUGGUGGAUAAAAGCCAAGAUAAUGAGAAGGCUGGAAGUCGUGAUAUGAUUCCUCUGGAUGAACUUGGUCCAGAUGGGUACUCCACCAUCGAUCACCGGGACAAAGAGCGCAAAUACAAGACCAAUGACAAUAUAGGGGAUGCAUCGGAAAAAGAACCUUUAAAAGUAAGCUUCCAGCUAUUCCAAAGGCUGCUUAAUGUCAUUACAGAAUGGGACAUCCAGUGUCAGCAGCAAGGAACGUGUGUCGCGAGUACUCAGCAGGGGCUUGCAAAUGGUUCGCUAUAAAGGCACCAUUUCGUAAGUGAGCACUCGUUAGCCUUAAAUGGAAGCAAAUGCUGCUUUCUAAUAAGGGAGCAACUGCAGGAGAGGGUUUUAUAAGCUGAGAUGUGCUCACGUCCCUGUAGGUAAAUAACGGUUUUACAAAAGAACGUGUUUGCUUUAUCACUUUCAGCUCCUCCAUCUAGAUAUAUUCCCCAGCCCUAAAAUGUAUAGCUCCGCAGGAGACUUUGUUCUGAGAAUAGUCACAUCGAACAGUUACUUCCCACCAUGGAAACCAUAAAGGGGUGUAGCUGAAAGCCUGUGUGUCUUUGUAAAGCAGUGUGGUGUAUAUAGCUCCCAGCCCUCGCUCAGACUCUCCUGCACAUGGACUCUGUAUAUGGGUCAGUCUCUCUUACACAGAGCCUUCUUUACAAUGAAUUUCCAACUCUCUUCUUCCACGCAGCUUUCUUUCUGAAAAGUCAGACUUGAAUCUCCCACUUCCAUUGUGGGCUAUUGAGUUUACCAGAACAGGCUGUAUGCAAGUAAUUGACUCUCAAUUUUUCUUACAUUCAUGCACAAUUUUAGCUAAGUUUUUAUAAGCAGUUGCUUUAUGCUUUCAGCAGCGCAGUGGCACAUGGGAUUCCUCCCUACCUCGCAAAAACCCCCGCAUACUCUCCUGUGUGUCAGCACUGGGAAAAACCAGACAAUGAAACAAGAGUUUGUGACAGAAAACAUUGCUGCUAGUGUUGGGAACCUCCGUGCUAGGGAGCCCUGAGCAUCUGUGGUGAAAUCUCCUCAGUGUUUUGUGGAAACUCCAGAAGAUCCAGAUGCUCCAGGGUAAAUGGCCGAGCAGUUGAAAAGGAAAGACUUUCCAGUUAGUGCCAGGCACUGAGCAAAGGCAUGCAGAAAAUCUUUCCACAGACUGAGCCAGUAGUACGCCUGCCUGGUGAUGAUGGUCUGUCUAUAUUAACGUGUGGACUCAAACACUCACCAUCAGGAUUGAGCAUAGCUACCCCUCCUCUCUGUUAAAGGUAGAGGCCAGCCACAGUCCGCACUUUAAUUGUUCAGACACAAAUAGUUUUUUUCC
Molecule: messenger RNA, 6929 nt
Organism: Chrysemys picta bellii (western painted turtle)
Lineage: Eukaryota; Metazoa; Chordata; Testudines; Emydidae
Source: RefSeq, a predicted model, not a curated record